ACAACAUCCGAAUUUUGAUUUAAAUUGCAAUCGGUCGUGUUGCUGCGCUGUUGGCACUGAAACGAAUCCAAAAAAAGACAAGCUAUUUUUUUAAUUUUUAAAUAUUGAUAGCUGUUACUGUGCCACAAAGUUUUUGUCCAGUAUUGUUAACGCCCCCGCGCAGAAAACAGAGAUUGCAAAAUAAUCAAAAAAAAAAAGAUAAAAAAGAGGGAAGACCAACAAGUGCUCUUACACACACACACACAUACACACACGGCGAAACAAUUGCGAAUGCGCUUUUUGCACCAAUUGAAAGUGAAUUGCAAGUGAAAAUAGACUAAAAGUGGAACAAUUCCGAGCAAAUUGUUGCACACGAAAAUAACAAAACAGCUGUGCGCCGUUAUUUUUUUGUUGUUGUUUGUUUGUUUGUUUUUGUUGCCUGUCCCCGGUGCGUGGGAGAGCUAAAGGUGUAAAGGAGACAGAGAUAGCGGUAACCGCUGCAUCUGCAAUAUUUACUGAUAGUAAGAGCGAGCGAGAAAGAAGGACAUCAUGACCGACCUCAACGAGUUAAUGGGAUCCCCAUUUGUGCGUGUGAAGCUUGUUGCCUUUGUGCACUUCUUCUUCAUCUCGAAUGCCAUGCUAGGAAGUUGGGGCCACGGGGCGUAUGAGUUCUACAACUUCCUAUUCAUUAUAGCCAUGUUUUGGACGAUACACAGCAAGGAUUCCAUCGAAGCGGUACAAACGGCGCUCGUCAUCAACGCUUCUAGCAUUUUCUUUGAUAUAGUCAGCAUUGCUCUUCAUUAUGGUAUCAUGAAUGGCUGGGCCAUUGCCUUUAGCAUCAUUAAUCUGAUCCUGCGACCUGUGAGCGUGGCCCUGCUCUAUAGGGAGUUCAAUACAAGGGGUGGAACCCUGCAGACUGGAUCGGUCUUCCCAACUAGCCAGCAGCGCAGCUAUCAGGACAUCGAUCGGCCAACACAGCCCACACCGACCAAUUCGCAGCCUGGUCCCAAUGUGGCCAGCAUCUUCUAGGCUCUCCAAGACCCUUCCAAGUACCUAGACACACCACCACCAACACCAUCACAUCGUUAACACUAAGGAGACAGCGAAGGAUCGCUGAGCAUCCUCGAAACGGAACAGCAAAGACAACCAAUUUAUAUAGAAAGACUCCACUAGUCAGUGUCGCUGCCUGCUAAAAAUGAAGAAAAACAAAAGAAAAUUCCCCGUGAAAGCGAUUCAAAAUAAUAUGUGUUGUAGUUUUUUUUUUUUUAUCAAAGGAGCGUUGUUUUGUUAGUGCAAUAUAUUGUGAGAGAGAGACAACGAUUAAGGUUAAGCAUUGUGUAGUUAAAAAAUAUGGAAACGGAAUUUCAAAAUGAGAAGAAAACUGUGUGCGUGUUUUCCUUGUCCCAUAUAAACAUUUUUUUUUACGUUGUUAACGAAUCAAGACGGCUAAUCAAAUAAAUGAUACAUAUAUAUAUAUAUUUAUAUUCGUAUUUGUAUAACAAAGAUUACAAUUCUACUUUAUACUUAUCCUAGAUAACGUUAACGCUAUUUGUAAACUGUAAACUGUAAAACCCAACAGAAUAUUCGAAAAAUAAAAAGCGGGCGUCAUCGUUUGUAAAACAAUAAA
This is a messenger RNA of Drosophila eugracilis, 1606 nucleotides long. Its product is annotated as type-1 angiotensin II receptor-associated protein. NCBI's taxonomy places the organism in Eukaryota, Metazoa, Arthropoda, Insecta, Diptera, Drosophilidae. The transcript is spliced from 4 exons. Bases 529 to 1008 code for a protein of 159 amino acids. The record is from RefSeq and is a predicted model, not a curated record. Gene Ontology annotation, cellular component: plasma membrane. Gene Ontology annotation, biological process: angiotensin-activated signaling pathway.